Gryllus bimaculatus (two-spotted cricket) is the source of this 5217-nucleotide messenger RNA. The record is from the annotation of a GenBank genome assembly. Lineage: Eukaryota; Metazoa; Arthropoda; Insecta; Orthoptera; Gryllidae.
AUGUCGAAAGAUCAGACUCCCGUUUUGAAAGAUUUCAUUCCUAAUAGUGGAAUGAUUUAUCACGAGGAUUUACCACAGUACAUUCUUUGUAAGCCAAAGCUAAUGCCAUUGAAGUCUGUGACUUUGGAGAAACUUGAAAAGAUGCAAAAAGAUGCAGAAGACAAGUUGAAACAGCAGAGACUGGAACAGAUUAAUGAAGGAAAUGACCAGAUAGUUGAAGGGAAUAUGUCGUUUGGUCCCUUACUCACAGAUGUCAUAGUGACAUUUUGUGUGGCAGCUAGUGUCUUGUAUAGAUAUGGGAAUUGGAUGAAACACCACAUUGUAGUAACCAUAGCAGUUCUUGUUGCUUGGUAUUUCUCAUUCCUAAUAAUAUUUGUUUUGCCACUGGAUGUAUCAUCUACUGUGUAUCGUACCUGUUUAAAAGAUCUUCCUCCUGGAAACAGCAAUGAAAAUUCGAGCUCGAAUCAUAGUCUAGUAAUUCCAAAUAACAGUCAUUCUGCUUCUGAUGAAACUAUUUGUCAGAAACCAUGGAGUUAUGUACAAGAUGAUGUAUAUUUACAUUUGUGGCGUGUUGUAUACUGGACUUCACAGUGUCUCACUUGGUUGGUGUUGCCAUUAAUGCAAUCGUAUAUCAAGGCAGGAGAUUUUACUAUUCGAGGAAAACUAAAAUCAGCUCUUAUUGACAAUGCCAUUUAUUACGGAUCAUACUUAUUUAUUUGUGGAAUCUUACUUAUAUACAUUGCUGUGAAGCCAGGAAUUGACCUUGAUGAACCCAAAUUGAAAGCCAUUGCAUCAUCUGCUAGUAAUACGUGGGGUCUCUUCCUGCUGGUGCUUUUGUUGGGAUAUGCCCUGGUUGAGGUGCCAAGGUCAUUGUGGAAUUCUAGCAAGCGUGCUUACUUAUUAAACUAUAGUUAUUUUAAAGCAGCAAAGCUUAGUUCUGAUAAAUGUGAAGCCGAAGAAAAUGUGGAUGAAGUUUUGGAGUCUCUACAAGCUGCAUCUAUGGCUGUAGGGCCAGGUCAUCCACUACACCGGAACCUUGAGACUAUUUUGCAGAAAGUUCCUGUUGAACUCAGAGAGCGAAUGAACCGUCGUCAGUUACCUGAUGAUACUCCAACAGACGCUCCAUCAGAGAAAGCACUUAUUCGCCUUCACAGACAGGUAAUCAAGGCUCUUCAAACCGCUCACCGAACUGAGACUCAGUGGAGCUUACUGGUGGAUGAUAUUCUGGUAUUAGAAGAUGUAGUUCGUAAUCAAGUUAGCCAUGAUCGACAUUAUAAACCCACCUUUCAACCUGAUAGAGCGAGCUGGCUGCGAGUUUUUAUUACUCCUGGACUUGAAUGGUAUUGGCGGUGUGUAGUGCAGUCUUAUAUAUUAAAAUUAGCUGCAAUUGCUGCUGGUGUUUUGUCUGCUGCUGUUGUCUGGUCUGAAGUAACGUUUUUCAACAAGAAGCCAGUAUUGUCAUUGUUUGCACAGUUCAUAAACCUUGCUAGAGAAGGAUAUGACUACAAGACAAUUGAGAUUCUCUCCACUAUGAUUAUUGCAUAUCUCUGUUAUUGUGCUUACUCAACGGUCUUAAAAAUCAGAGUACUGAAUUUAUAUUACUUGGCACCUCAUCAUCAAACUGAUGAAUAUUCUUUAAUUUUCUCUGGUAUGAUGUUGUGUCGUCUUACUCCGCCUAUGUGCCUCAAUUUUUUGGGACUUGUUCAUAUGGACAGUCACAUCAUAAAGCAGUCAACGAUGGAAACAUACUACACUCAGGUAAUGGGUCAUAUGGAUGUAAUUUCAAUUAUCUCAGAUGGCUUCAAUGUGUACUUCCCAAUGGCUGUACUGGCCUUCUGCUUGGCCACCUACUUUAGUAUUGGUUCUCGCAUUCUCUCAGCCUUAGGCUUUCAGCAAUUUGUCGGAGAUGAUGAAGUCACCGCAGAUCUUGUUGAAGAAGGCCGUGAAUUAAUCAAGCGAGAAAAACGAAGGCGCCAACGAGCUGAAGAUUCCUUAAAUCGACGGAGGGAAUUCCAGGAGAGAUUUGGAGGAACUUCAAGAUAUAGGACUGCACGGCAAAAACCUGAAGAUAGAGGCAUGUUAUUGAGACCCCUGCAUCGUGAUGACUCAGCAGAAUCAGCAAGGGCAGUUCUUCUGCGAGAUGUGGAACCAGUAGAUUACUAUGUUGGGACAGCUUCUACUACGACUGCAUCUACUGAUGGAAGCUAUGCGGAGCCAGAAUUGGGUCAUAGCAGAGGCCAUCGAAGCUCCAGCACAGCACUUCUAUACCAGGGAGGCCCAGAUGGCUAUGGCCCUCCUGUCGCAUCUCGUGGACGAGUGGGUCCACCACCUCGUGGGCUUUUUGAUGAUGUCUGAAAAUGACAAAUUGUAGUAAUACGAGAUAGUUGUCUUUGAAUGGAAAUAUGUAUUAGCUUGUGUUGCAUUGGAUUGGAUACGCUUUACUUUUUAAAUUUCUUUAGAGAGAAAGUUAAUUUUGAAAUAUUUAUCUAAUUUAUUGUUAAAAGUGACAUAAUUUUUAAUAAUUUAUGUGUUUGUAUGACCUGUUUUCUGAUGGGAUAUUAAGGCCCAGGGAAGACUUGUUUUUAUUGUAAAUGUGUACAUGAAUUGCACUGUAUUCUCUGCUGGGCAGGGAAUGUUUGUGUUUUGUCUGAAAGGAUUUUGUAUGAAAAAUUGAGGUUCGUGUUUAAGUGACAAUUUGAUUCAUUAUCAAUGCGCUACUGCUAUGUAUUGUACAGAGUUAGUCCGUCCGAUUGUCUUGCUGAUUGUCUGAUAUUAAUGACAUGGAGCUAGUAUAUACCUAUAUAUUUAUCUACUGUACUUCAGAUUACGCAGGUGUGAGAAGCAGUGUGUUCAUUUUGCCGUACUUUCAAAGUACAAACCAAGUAUAUUUUAUCAGUUGUUUUGUUUUUUCUCCAUUGUUUAACUUACUGGUGUUACUAGUAGUAGUGGUAGUACUAGUAAAGAUAGUACAUGUUUUUAUAUAUUUUGGAAAUUUAUUCCAUUAACUAUAUAAGUUACAUUUUAAUUGAUUUCCCUAUAAACAAAAACUAGUGACUUCUGAAGGUAGUAUUUGUCUGGUAGUAAUCAGAGAUUUGCAUGAUAGUUAAAAAGUUUAUUUCAUGCAUGAGAUGUUUUAGAUAGUAUUGUUCAAAGUUAUAUGCAUAUAAAUUGACAGAUCAAAAUUCAGAGAUAGUUUGAAUAAAUCUCUUUGAAUAUCUCCAUAUUAUAAUUACUUUAAUUUUAUAUGGGAAGGGUUUACUUAAUGUUGAUAACAGAAGUAUUUCAGUACUUUAUUGACAUAUUGAACAAAAGUCAUGUAAGUAUCAGGGUUUUCUAGCAAAUAAUAAUGCAUAUGCUUUUGAAGUUCAAAAUCACUUAGUGUGCUGAAUAUAAACUCUUAAUAUUUGGGCAUUAUUGACCAUGAAGGUUACAUAGACCUAAAUGGAAAUUUUGGUGCAUGGCUUAACACUUGAAUCUGUAAGUGUAAGUGCUCAUAUAUGCUCUUUUCUUCAUGCCAUUCCUGAAUAAUUCCUAUUCAUACAUUUCUUUCAUAUCAUCUAUUAACAGUGACAACUACGAAGUGUAUUCUAAUGCUCGCCUAUAAUAUCACAAAUCUCAUCCUCUUCCACCUCUUUUAUUGGAAAUAGUGUGUGUUUUCAUUUAUUAAUGAAACAUGCUAAUAGUUUAUUUUCAGAAAAAUAAAAUAAAUUGACAUAGCUCCAUGAUUUAAUGUGUUUUAGUGUACACUUCUGUGUAUUUAGCUGGUAAAGCUCAGAAUAUUUGACUGAUUCAUUUCUUCAUUAAAUAUUUUUGUUUUCUCAAGCAGAACCUAAUAUGUCAUGGCUACUUCUUGCAUACCUCUGAGAGUUGUAAAAUGAAUUCCACUUCCAAUCUACAUUAGUUUCAAAAAUGAAUUCAAUGCUGAUGGGAAAAUAAUGUAAGUUUCUUUGAAAUACAUGUUCAUUGACUACCUAUUCAUAUUUACUCACAAAUCUAUGCAGAAGUGAAAGAAUUAUUGUGUGAUAAAUUUAGUUGAUGUAGGAAUGAAAAUACUUUUUUAUAUUACAGGUCUCCUUGACUCGCAACAUCUCAGAGUCCUGUAUUCAGAUUUUUCAAAAUUUGAUGGAAUAAACUAUAAAUUAAUUUUCAGACUUUGCUUUUCCAUAAAAUAUUUUUUUAAUGAUAUAGUCUGAUGGUUUUGAGAUAAGUCAUUAAAUUACAGCUUUUCUGAAAUGUAUGUCAAAAAUUUCCAUUUAAUUUGUUCCAUGAUGUACUUGGUUGAUACCUUUGUAAAUUUAUUUAGUUUUAGUAUUAAUUUAAGAAAAUUUGUGUGCAAUAUUUUCAAUCGAACCAAAUAACUUAUUGAUCUUUUGUGUUUUCUUAAUUUUGAGUAAGUCUUAUUUUAAUUAGGGAAAAAUAGAAUUUUUUUCUGUUGAAUAUUCUAAAUGAUUUUUAGUAUCUUCCCCUGUUCAUUCUUUGUGAUGAUGUUCUGAGAGAUUGGCUGAGUUUCCCAGCUCUUACAGCAUUAUGAAUAAGAACAGCAAAUAGCCCAAAAUUGUUCAUGCCAUGUGAGCCAAGUUUAAAAUUUCGAACCUUAAAAUGAAAACUAAAUUUUCCUUGCAUUAAAUUUCUUGAUGUUAACAUUUUUUAACUUAAAAGAUGUAAAGUACAGAUACAAUCUUGUUAUAUUUGUCAUUAUAAGAAGUUAUAGUACUUCCCAAAAAUGUUGGAACACUAGCAAUGGAAUUAGCAAUCGACUUUUUGGAUGUAUAUAAAUAUAAAUAUUUUUUUUUAGGUUCCCCCUUUUUCACAUUUAAGACAUUGUGCGAAUUUUUUGUAUAAUGAGACACAAGUACUGAUUCACUGUAAUUUCAUAAUCCUACUUUUGCUCAUUAUACUAUGCGUCAUGUGUUCUAAAUCCUUAUUUUUCAGUAAAAUGAUGACUGUGGCUAUAACAUUAUUGGAAUCUAUUGUCGAAUACUAUAGUUUGGUAGUGAAAUGAUACCAUAAACUUUCAUUGUAGUAUAUAUGUAGAUAGUGAGUUGAAGUAAAUAGUAUUAGAAUUAUUUAAAAUGCAUUCCAUGUGAUCAUGAUUUCCAUUUGUUAUGUUUACUAAAAUGUAGAUUUCCUUUAACUGUGAAAAUGCUGGUAUCUGUGUUGAAUUUAAUUUGUAUCUGUAACCAAAAUAUAAUUAAAAAAAUAUUUAUCACUUCGAAA